Messenger RNA from Pieris macdunnoughi, 2820 nucleotides. NCBI's taxonomy places the organism in Eukaryota, Metazoa, Arthropoda, Insecta, Lepidoptera, Pieridae. The record is from the annotation of a GenBank genome assembly.
AUGCUCGUACAGCCGCUAAGACUUGAUAUAAAGAGGAAGUUGACUGCGAGGUCUGAUCGCGUCAAGUGUGUAGAUCAGCAUCCUACAGAACCCUGGCUUCUAUGUGCGCUUUAUGAUGGCGACGUCAACAUUUGGAAUUAUGAAACACACACGCAGAUUAAAAGAUUUGAGGUUUGUGAUCAACUACCUGUUAGGUCUGCAAAGUUUGUGCCUAGAAAGAAUUGGGUGGUCACAGGCUCUGAUGAUAUGCAGAUAAGGGUUUUUAAUUAUAAUACUCUUGAGUGUGUACAUUCAUUUGAGGCACAUUCUGAUUAUAUCAGAUGUAUUAUUGUACAUCCCACACAACCCUUUAUUCUUACUAGCAGUGAUGAUUUGUUGAUAAAAUUAUGGAAUUGGGAACGCAACUGGGCAUGUCAGCAAGUUUUUGAAGGACACACUCAUUAUGUAAUGCAAAUUGUUAUUAAUCCCAAAGACAACAACAUGUUUGCUAGUGCCAGUUUAGAUACAACAGUAAAGGUUUGGCAACUGGGUGCGUCUAUAUCAAACUUUACAUUGGAGGGGCAUGAAAAAGGAGUUAAUUGUGUGGACUAUUAUCAUGGAGGAGACAAGCCUUACCUUAUUAGUGGUGCUGAUGAUCGCCUUGUAAAGAUAUGGGACUAUCAAAAUAAAACUUGUGUUCAAACAUUAGAAGGUCAUACACAGAAUGUAUCAGCAGUUUCAUUCCACCCAGAGCUGCCAAUCCUUUUGACUGGAUCAGAAGAUGGCACAGUUAGGCUCUGGCAUGCAGGAACAUAUCGCCUGGAGUUUUCUCUUAACUAUGGGUUUGAGCGUGUGUGGACAAUUUCUUCUUUACAUGGCUCUAACAAUGUAUCAAUUGGGUAUGACGAGGGUACCAUAAUGAUAAAAAUUGGAAGGGAAGAGCCAGCUAUAUCAAUGGAUGUCAGUGGAGGCAAAAUCAUAUGGGCCAAACAUUCUGAAAUGCAGCAGGUCAACUUAAAAGCACUCCCCGAAGAUAUUGAUAUUAAAGAUGGAGAACGUGUGCCUGUUGUUGCAAAGGAUAUGGGCUCAUGUGAGAUAUAUCCACAGACAAUUCAGCACAAUCCCAAUGGACGUUUUGUGGUGGUAUGUGGUGAUGGAGAAUAUAUUAUUUACACUGCCAUGGCCUUACGCAACAAAGCUUUUGGGUCCGCCCAAGAAUUUGUCUGGGCACAGGAUAGCUCGAAAUACGCUACAUUAGAAAAUUCAAGCACUAUCCGUGUCUUUAAAAAUUUUAAAGAAAUAAAGAGUUUCAAGCCAGAAUAUGGAGCUCAAGGGAUCUUUGGUGGCUGCAUGUUAGGUGUGAAGUCAAUAAGCGGUAUGGCCUUCUCGUUUUAUGACUGGGAACGACUAGAACUGAUAAGAAGAAUAGAAAUUCAACCUCGUUAUGUCUACUGGUCGGAGCCUGGAAAUUUGGUGUGUCUCGCCACAGAUGAGUCUUAUUUCCUCUUGAGUUAUAAUGCCAGUGUUGUUAACCUCUCACGGGAGACAAACACCAAUAUUACUGAAGACGGCAUAGAAGAUUCUUUCGAUCUUGUUGGUGAAGUGAAUGAAGUUGUGAAAACUGGUCUGUGGGUUGGCGACUGCUUCAUCUACACAAAUUCAUUGAACAGAAUUAACUAUUAUGUUGGUGGAGAGAUAGUUACAAUAUCACACCUCGAUCACACUAUGUACAUUUUGGGAUACGUUGCGAAGGAGAAUCGGUUGUACUUAAAUGACAAGGAGUUGAACGUAGUGUCGUAUUCAGUUCUUCUCCCAGUUCUUAAUUACCAGACGGCAGUAAUGCGACGUGACUUUGAAACUGCUGAUCAGAUCCUGCCCACCAUUCCUCAUGAGCAUCGCACUAGAGUCGCACAUUUCCUUGAGAAGCAGGGCUUCAAACAGCAAGCAUUAGCGGUGUCGACAGAGCCAGAACACAAGUUUGAGCUGGCUUUAUCGUUAGGUGAACUGGAAAAGGCCAAACAGUUGGCCGAGGAAGCCACCAUUGCUGAGGGUCUGCCUUCCGAAACGUCUGCAGCCAGAUGGUCGAGGCUCGGUGCGGCUGCGGCUGCGGCAGCCGAUACUGAACUAACGAAGGAUUGCUAUCAGAAUGCUAAAGAUUUCAGUGCCUUACUUCUCUUCGCCAGCAGUACAGGUGAUGGAGAACUAUUGGAAGAAGUAGCAAAUCGCUCUGCUGAAGAAGGCGAAGACAACAUCGCCUUCGUAACUUAUUUUAUGUUGAAUGACCUUGACAAGUGCCUUGAACUACUAAUUAAAGCGAACAAACUGCCCGAAGCCGCAUUUUUUGCCAGAUCAUAUAUCCCUUCACAAGUCAACGAAGUAGUGUCAUUGUGGCGUGACGUGGUCGGCUCCACGAACAAAAAGUCCGGACAAUCCCUCGCCGAUCCUUUUAAAUAUGAAAAUCUUUUCCCCGAAUACGAUGAGUCCUUGGUCCUGGAAAAAUUUCAACGGGAAAAGGGCUAUUCUCAGUACAAUGAUUUGUCAAAUACGAUUAAUUCAACAAGUCGACAGGCAGCAAGCAACGUAGAUCGAGAAAUUUCAGCUGAAAUGGAAGAGAUUACGAAACGACUGGGGCCUGCCCUUGACUCUGUAAUUAAUUCACCAAUGUACUUUGACGCUGAAUCGGCCGAAGGAUCGCCGGACCAAAUGGAUAAGAUCGCGAAACGCAAAGAUUCUCUCGACAUCGAAGAGAUUGUCAGAGAGGUCGAUGUUUUGUUGGAAGACACACGUUUAAGCCCGGACCUGCUGGAUGACGCGGACGACCUGUUUGACGGAAUAGAAUAG